GAGGGGGGCGGGUGGUUGGAUCCCCACCCCCCCAACCACCACCACCACCACCACCAUCCAUGGCUGACAGCGCGGGGAUCCAGCAAGGCUCGCCGGCCAUCGGCGCCGUGGGCUCGGCUCCGGCCGCUCCGGGCCCCGGGGGCGCGGAGGGCUCCGGCGCCGCUGGAGGCUCCGCGCGGAUCUCCGUGAAGAAGGCGCAGCUCCGCUCGUCGCCUCGGCCCAAGAAGCUGGAGAAGCUCGGCGUGUAUUCAUCCUGCAAGGCGGAAGGAGCGUGCAAAUGCAACGGCUGGAAGAGUCAGAACCCGCCUCCCACGCCGCCGCGCAGCGAGCAGCCGCCCAUCACCGCCAACCUCCAGGAGCCCUGUCGGAGCUGCUCGCACAGUCUGGGCGAUCACGUGACCCACCUGGAGCACGUCCCCGAGGACGAGAUCAACCGACUGCUGGGCAUCGUGCUGGAUGUGGAGUACCUGAACACGUGCGUGCACAAGGAGGAGGACGCCGACACCAAGCAGGUCUACUUCUCGCUCUUUAAGCUGCUGAGGAAAUCCAUCCUCCAGAUGGGCAAGCCCACGCUUGAAGCCCAGGAGAGUCCGCCUUUUGAACGACCCAGCAUCGAGCAGGGUGUCAACAAUUUUGUUCAGUACAAAUUCAGCCACCUGCCGUCCAAAGAGCGUCAAACCAUCGUGGAGUUAGCCAAGAUGUUCCUCAACCAGAUCAACUACUGGCAGCUGGAGACUCCCUCUCAGAGACGCCAGAGGCUUCCCAAUGACGACACGGCGGGAUACAAGGCCAACUACACCAGGUGGCUAUGCUACUGCAAUGUGCCGCAGUUCUGCGACAGCCUGCCGCGCUACGAGACCACGCAGAUCUUCGGCCGCACGCUGCUGCGCUCCGUGUUCACCGUCAUGAGGAAGCAGCUGCUGGAGCAGGCCAGGCAGGAGAAGGACAAGCUACCACCCGAGAAGAGGACACUCAUCCUCACCCACUUUCCCAAGUUCUUGUCCAUGCUGGAGGAGGAGGUGUACAGCCACAGCUCCCCCAUCUGGAACCAAGACUUCUUGGCAGGAGUUUCGGGGGGCCAGGUUCCUGUGCAUACAGUUAUCAGUGCACCCCCGGUGGCCAGGCCCCUGUACUACAGCAUCAGCCCGGCGUCGUCUGUGGAGCUCUCUAGCGGCGGCGUCAGUCCUGCCAGGAAAACAUCUUCGGUGCUUGAGCCAAGUCCAGUUGGCGAGAAGCGCAAACCCUCUGAGCCCCUCCCCCAAGAGGAGAGCAAGAAGCCCAGGGUGGUUGGCGACAUCCCGAUGGACCUCAUCAAUGAGGUCAUGGCGACCAUCGCAGACCCGGCCGCCAUCCCAGAGAACAGCCUCCUCUCGGCCCACUCGGCUCGGGAUGAAGCGGCCCGCCUGGAGGAGCGGCGGGGCGUGAUCGAGUUCCACGUCAUCGGCAACUCCCUGAACCAGAAGCCCAACAAGAGGAUCCUCAUGUGGCUGGUGGGCCUCCAGAACGUCUUCUCCCACCAGCUUCCUCGCAUGCCCAAGGAGUACAUCACCAGGCUCGUCUUCGACCCGAAACACAAGACGUUGUCGCUGAUCAAGGACGGCCGUGUGAUCGGAGGGAUCUGCUUCCGCAUGUUUCCCUCGCAGGGCUUCACGGAAAUCGUCUUCUGCGCCGUCACGUCCAACGAGCAGGUUAAGGGCUACGGUACUCACCUGAUGAACCACCUGAAGGAGUACCACAUCAAGCACGAAAUCCUCAACUUUCUCACCUACGCCGACGAGUACGCCAUCGGGUACUUCAAGAAACAGGGUUUCUCCAAGGACAUCAAGGUCCCUAAGGCCAAGUACAUGGGCUACAUCAAGGACUACGAGGGCGCCACGCUCAUGGGAUGCGAGCUCAAUCCCAGCAUUCCCUACACGGAGUUCUCGGUCAUCAUCAAGAAGCAGAAGGAGAUCAUCAAGAAACUAAUCGAGAGGAAACAGGCGCAGAUCAGAAAAGUCUAUCCAGGACUUUCCUGCUUCAAGGAGGGAGUGCGCCAGAUUCCCAUAGAGAACAUUCCUGGCAUUCGUGAAACUGGAUGGAAGCCACUGAGUAAAGGGAAGGAGGUGAAGGACCCAGACCAGCUGUACAGCACACUGAAGACCAUCCUGCAGCAUGUGAAGAGUCACCAAAACGCUUGGCCCUUCAUGGAACCCGUGAAGAAAACCGAGGCGCCAGGCUACUACCAAGUCAUCCGCUUCCCCAUGGACUUGAAGACGAUGAGCGAGCGUCUGAAGAGCAGGUACUAUACCACGCGCAAGCUGUUCAUGGCCGACAUGCAGCGCAUCUUCACCAACUGUCGCGAGUACAAUCCCCCGGAGAGCGAGUACUACAAGUGCGCCAACCUACUGGAGAAGUUCUUCUACACUAAGAUCAAAGAAGCGGGCCUGAUGGAGAAGUAACGGCGCCAAAGCAGCCAGACGAGCGUGAAUGAAUGAAUGAGGAGUUCAUCCUGCCAAACCAGGAAGACGAGCUUGAGAUUUGUACAUUGGGGUCAUUUGAAAGAACGUCUACACCCCACUACAGUAUAUAUUUGGAAUAUGUAUAGAACUUAUUUUUCUUUCGGCGCUGAUGUUGAAUUGGCUUAGAGCAGUGUGACUAUCAAAAAGCACUUUCGUUUCUUUUCUCUCCAGUUUGCCUGCUGUCCACUUAGGACUUCAAUGUUUAUUUAUGUGCUCUAAUUCUUUCAAGUCUUAAUUUAUUCCUUCCUACGUUCGUCCUGCAGAUAGAGAUUGACAACUUUAUACUUUGAGAUUGUGCAAUACUGUGUGCUUUUUUUCGGUUUUGUAAAGAAAAGAAGAAAAAAACAUUUUGUAUGAGACGCCUGGACUUUGAUGCUCUUUGUACAUUGGUUCUAACGACGCAGGAGUAGUCGCUUUUAUAGACGGAAUAAAAACAACUCAUUACUUCUUUCUA
Molecule: messenger RNA, 2952 nt
Organism: Dunckerocampus dactyliophorus (ringed pipefish)
Lineage: Eukaryota; Metazoa; Chordata; Actinopteri; Syngnathiformes; Syngnathidae
Gene: kat2b
Product: K(lysine) acetyltransferase 2B
Exons: 18
Coding region: 60-2438 (792 amino acids)
Biological process (GO): positive regulation of transcription by RNA polymerase II; chromatin remodeling
Cellular component (GO): nucleus; histone acetyltransferase complex
Molecular function (GO): histone H3 acetyltransferase activity; protein binding
Source: RefSeq, a predicted model, not a curated record